Molecule: messenger RNA, 497 nt
Organism: Brassica oleracea var. oleracea
Lineage: Eukaryota; Viridiplantae; Streptophyta; Magnoliopsida; Brassicales; Brassicaceae
Product: 3beta-hydroxysteroid-dehydrogenase/decarboxylase isoform 3-like
Exons: 4
Coding region: 5-376 (123 amino acids)
Source: RefSeq, a predicted model, not a curated record
UCUGAUGAUACGGCCAUUCAUUCAGUCUAAAGCAGAUCAGCUUUUUGGUUGUGGAAAAGUUGCAGACAUCGUACUUUGGAGAAAUGUGAAGAAUACUUCUCUCUGGAAGCACAUUUACUUCGUCUGCAGACCAACUUUCGUUUGUGCUGUUGCUCUGUAUGGACUCUCGUUUGUGCCAUCAAAGAUCUUUGGGUUUCUUCAAGUCAAAAAAAUACUUCCGUGGAGAUUCGAGAUUUCGGAGUCUGUAGUGAGAGAUCUUAGCAGGGAUAUCAUAGUUGCAUGGAACCACGGAGUUCACAGUUUAAAUUCCUUAAGCAAAGGAGGAGACUGGAUCAAGUUCUUCAAGGUUGCUGGAUCACCAGACAAUCGAAGAUAGAGAGCUCUUGUUCUUCAAGGUUUAUAAUCCUUGCGCUUUGCAAUAUCCAAACGAUUGCUUGGAGACUAACUAAUCGCAUGUAGCAAAUCAAAAGGAGCAAUAGUCAUUAGAGUUGUGUCAU